GGCAUUUUAUUGGGUAAGAUCUUUGUAUUGGGCUGUAAUGGCAUCCUCAUCUAAAUGUUCAUCUCACUGCUCUGCUAUCAAUUGUUCUAAUCGUAAAUCUAAACGACCAGAGCUGUCAUUCUUUAGGUUCCCCGAUAAAAAAGAAAGAUGUCAACGGUGGGUCCAGAAUACUCGUCGACAAGAUCUCCUACACCGAACUACGGAGUACUUGUCAGCCAACUGUUGUCUUUGUUCUUUACACUUUGAACUUGCCCAGUUUUCCAACAAGCAGACCAAGAACAGGCUAAAUUGGAAUGCAGUUCCAACGCUCUUCGACAUUCCUUACCCGCCGAAACGUCUGUCUUCCCAACGCAGGUUACUCAAGAGGACGAAUGAGAACCUCCCAUCCUCACCAACGCCUUUAAAACAGCAAAGAGUGCCCCACAACAUACAGACAGAACAUUCUUACUGCUCAGCUGCAGACAAAGUUCCGCGGGAAGAACCCAGCAGUGUCUCUACAACUCCUGAAACACCUGAUCUUCAAAUCACACAAAAUGUAAAUGACAGCAGAGCUCUGAAGAAGGAUUUUCUUGGUUAAAGUCUGACCGCUGAAUCUCUCUAUAUUUAAAUUGUCUCUUUUUUUUAUCAACAACAAAGAGACAUAAAGACGCAGUGAGCAGCAACAAGAGGCACAGCAAGAAAGAAUUAUACUCAUCUUUGACAUUUAAAAUGUUCUUAUAUUUUAAGAGAUUUUAAACUUUAAUAAAUCAUUUUUCCACUUUU
Molecule: messenger RNA, 762 nt
Organism: Amblyraja radiata (thorny skate)
Lineage: Eukaryota; Metazoa; Chordata; Chondrichthyes; Rajiformes; Rajidae
Product: 52 kDa repressor of the inhibitor of the protein kinase-like
Exons: 4
Coding region: 38-577 (179 amino acids)
Source: RefSeq, a predicted model, not a curated record